AACAAGCCCCGCUAGGUUUCGAGGACCCGGAUGAUCCCGCCCCCAGAGGAGAGCCGGAAGAGGGCGGGGCGAACCGGAAGACGGUGAAAUGCUUUCGGUAGGCGCUCCAUGGCUGUGAAGAUGGCGGCGGCUGCGUGGCUGCAGGUGCUGCCUGUCAUUCUUCUUCUUUUGGGGGCUCAGCCGUCCCCAUUGUCGCUCCUUGGUGUAGGACCGGCACCUGUCGCUGCUGCUGACCGAUCCAAGUGGCACAUUCCGAUACCGUCGGGGAAAAAUUAUUUUAGUUUUGGAAAGAUCCUGUUCAAAAAUACCACUAUCUUCCUGAAAUUUGAUGGAGAACCUUGUGAGGUAUCUUUGAAUAUAACCUGGUAUCUGAAAAGUGCUGAUUGUUACAAUGAAAUCUACAACUUCAAGGCAGAAGAAGUGGAGACAUAUUUGGAAAACCUUAAGGAAAAAAAAGGCUUGUCUGGGAAAUACCAGACAUCAUCAAAAUUGUUUCAGAACUGCAGUGAGCUCUUUAAAACACAGAGCUUUUCUGGGGAUUUUGUACAUCGAUUGCCUCUCUUAGGAGAAAAACAAGAGGCUAAGGAGAAUGGAACAAACCUUACUCUUACUGGAGACAAAACUGCAAUGCACGAUCCACUGAAAACUUGGCAAGAUGCACCAUACAUUUUUAUUGUACAUGUUGGCAUUUCAUCCUCAAAGGAAUCCUCAAAAGAAACUUCACUUAAUAGUCUUUUUACCAUGACUGUUGAAGUGAAGGGUCCGUAUGAAUAUCUCACGCUUGAAGAAUAUCCAUUGAUGAUUUUUUUCAUGGUGAUGUGCAUCGUAUAUGUCCUAUUUGGUGUUCUGUGGCUGGCAUGGUCUGCCUGCUAUUGGAGAGAUCUCCUGAGAAUUCAGUUUUGGAUUGGUGCUGUCAUCUUCUUGGGAAUGCUUGAGAAAGCUGUCUUCUAUGCAGAAUUUCAGAAUAUUCGAUACAAAGGAGAAUCAGUUCAGGGUGCUCUGAUCCUUGCAGAGCUGCUAUCAGCAGUUAAACGCUCACUGGCUCGAACCCUGGUCAUCAUAGUCAGCCUCGGAUAUGGCAUAGUCAAGCCUCGACUUGGAGUCACUCUUCACAAAGUUGUAGUAGCAGGAGCCCUCUAUCUUUUGUUCUCUGGAAUGGAAGGGGUCCUCAGAGUUACUGGGUCUUUUUCUUAUCCCUUGGCUCUGAUAGGAAACCUGGCCCUCUCAUCAGUUGAUGCCUGUAUUAUUUUAUGGAUAUUUAUUAGCCUGACUCAAACAAUGAAGCUGUUAAAACUUCGGAGGAACAUUGUAAAACUCUCUUUGUACCGACAUUUUACCAACACACUUAUCUUGGCAGUGGCAGCAUCUAUUGUGUUUAUCAUCUGGACAACCAUGAAGUUCAGGAUAGUGACUUGUCAGUCGGAUUGGCGGGAGCUGUGGGUGGAUGAUGCCAUCUGGCGGUUGCUGUUCUCCAUGAUCCUAUUUGUCAUCAUGGUUCUCUGGCGACCAUCUGCAAACAACCAGAGGUUUGCCUUUUCACCAUUGUCUGAGGAAGAGGAAGAAGAUGAACAAAAAGAACCUAUGCUAAAAGAAAGCUUUGAAGGAAUGAAAAUGAGAAGUACCAAACAAGAACCAAAUGGAAAUAGUAAAGUAAACAAAGCACAGGAAGAUGAUUUGAAAUGGGUAGAAGAGAAUGUUCCUUCUUCUGUGACAGAUGUAGCACUUCCAGCCCUUCUGGAUUCAGAUGAGGAACGAAUGAUCACACACUUUGAAAGGUCCAAAAUGGAGUAAAGAAUGGGAAGAUGUGCAGUUGAAGAUGGGUAGUAACUCGGAAGAGAUCAGCUUCUGUGUCAAUCUUCUACACUCCUCCAUGGAAUUAAAGGAGGCAGUGAAACCUGAUCUAUUCCUUGACCUUUGUGCAUUGGAGCUGGUGAGAGGUGUCAGAACAAGGAGAACAUCUUACUGAAAACAAGUUCAUAGGACAAGAAAAAUCUACAAGUUUUUAUUUACAACAUUGAUGCCCCUUUCCCUCCCACACCCUGACAUGGAUGUUUAUGCAACUUAUGUGUGUUGUUCCUGAACCUUCUAUAACGUUUAAAUUGUUUAAUCUAUCAAACUAAAAAGUUUAACAUCUUCUAAAGAACUAUGACAUCAACGCCAUAAUAUGUAAUCUCCAGGAGCAACUGCCUAUAAUUUUUAUUUAUUUAGAGAGUUACAUAGGUGAUGGGGGAAAUUAUCAAUUACCUUUCCAUUUCCUGAGAAGCCAAGGUUACAUCUUACAGAGGUAAUUUUGAGAAAAAAAGAGUCCUGAGCUAAGGAGCCAUGGUUCUAUGGAUGAUUUAAAACAAAAACAAAAGAGUAUGUAAGAGAGAAGCAAACUGUUACAGUAUGAUUCAGAUCAUUUAAAAAAAAAUCAAGUGCAAUUUUGUUUACAAAUGGUGUAUAUUAAAGAUUUUUCUAUCUCAGAUGUACUUUAGAGAGAAAUAUUAGCUUAACUCUUGACAUCUGCUGUUGUGACACAUCCCAUUGCUGGCAAUGUGGUGCACACUCCAGAACUUUUAACUACUGUUUUGUAAGCCUCCAAGGGCGGUGGCAUUGCGGAGUCCUAGGCAGUGCUUUGUUUGCCUUCAUGCCAUUCACUGGGUGUUGCACUAGAUGCAGAGAGGCACUCCGUCUAAGUGCUUGUGAAUGAGUGCCCUGCUAAAGGAACUGUAAUGCUUAGGAAGCAGGAGCUAAUACAAAGGAUACAGGUCCUUCUGGCUUAAUUGAAACAGUUUUUCCUGCAUGAAGUAGCGUGGAGGCCCUGGACUGCUGCUCAUUCUUUAGGAUCGACUGUUCUUAUACCUGGUGUUGGUUUAGAGACUGUUUAUAAGAGACAUCACAAGGUGAUGGGAUUCAUUUGAAGCACUAUAUUUGUUUUAAUGGUUUUGUCCAAUUUCGCCUUCCCAAGAUUUUUGUUUUACGUAGAAAGUUCAUGCCACUUUUUAAUAUAAAAAAUUUUAACAAAAUUAA
Prionailurus viverrinus (fishing cat) is the source of this 3012-nucleotide messenger RNA. RefSeq names its product transmembrane protein 87A (gene TMEM87A). Gene Ontology annotation, biological process: retrograde transport, endosome to Golgi. Gene Ontology annotation, cellular component: Golgi cisterna membrane; Golgi apparatus. Bases 109 to 1791 code for a protein of 560 amino acids. Lineage: Eukaryota; Metazoa; Chordata; Mammalia; Carnivora; Felidae. The record is from RefSeq and is a predicted model, not a curated record. The transcript is spliced from 20 exons.